AUGGCCCCCCCUCACGAGUCGAGCCACAUCCGCGUCUUUAUUCGCUGGCACGAUCAGACAGUCUUCGCUGGCGAGGAGGUGAAAUGCACCGUCACAUUUAAGAAUGUCGCAUCCAGUCCCGAGGAGCAGCAGCGCCAGCGCCAACAGCUGGACCAGGCCCAGCAGGCCAAUGCCCAGUCCGACAGACACAGGCUGACCUCGUCGCUACAUACCCGUGCGAAGCCGAGCCCGAACCUGUCGUCGCCGCCGCUCGGGAAAGGCCAUCGGAGAGCUGCACACUCAGUGAGCGUCCCUGCAUCAGACUUCCGCAGUCGCUCAGGAUCUGUUCAAUGGCCUUCUCCUGGCCCUGCUUCAGAUGGCCGUCAAGGCCAUGCGCACAAACGCUCCCUGUCCAUCCUCUCAUUUGGCUCGGCAGUAGCACCGGCAGAUGAUCACACUUUACGGAAUGAGAGCGCGUUGAAGUCGCCACGGCCUUUACGCGCGCACAAUCGCUCUGCAAGCUUGCAGAUAUCUCCACGUGUACAUGGCUCACCCAUUCCCGGGCCUCCAUCAGUUGCCGCCAAUUCGAUCAACUCAUCGCCGCGAAUGAACAACUCUUUACUACAAAAUGCAUCAUACCCGCCAGACCGAUUCGGUCGUAGCCUGCCUCCUCCAGGAUCAGGCGCUCACACGCCCAAUUCUGGAGCACCGCGGAGAUCUCCUCGGCGAUCUCCUCUCAGCUCGCCAAUGCCCAUGCCCGAGUUUAGAUUUCCUGCUGCGCCCCCUCCAUCAUCUUCCGCGAUACCGAACCGCGUCAAACCAACCGACGAAAACCUAUUGAGUCCCAGAAUUGGUCGGCAGGAGAACAACUCCACCCCCACUACCCGCCUUAAAGAACAGAUCCUAAGUGAGAGGCCAGCGGCCCGGAUUCUCUCAAGCACGAGCCUCGCUGGAGGUACACCCCGCAGUAGCGGCGAAUUCUACUCUAUGAGCAACAAUUCGUCGGAAACCUUGGCCUCGGAAUACACAGUACAGCAACCGGUAAGGUCAUCUAACCGGCCAUUGCAUCUCCGGAGAAACUCGAGCAUGGCUUCUUCACCACAGCUUGGAGCUUCUGAAUCGUUGAUGAUGGGCUACGCACAAAUUCAAGGCUCCUUUUCUUUGGAUGGCUCGCUGGUCAGCCUCGGCGCAUUCGAGGCUGUGAAAAAGAAGGCUGUUGUUGGCGGGCGAGGAGGGGGUGUGAUUGGCCUGGAACCAACAAAUUACCGAGAAUCGGGGCUGUUGCGUAGUUUUGGAUGGGGAAGCAUCAGCAAUUCAUUUGGCGAGCUCCUCAACAAGAGUGAGCUCAGCACAAUAAAGGAGAUGCGGGGAGUUGCGAAUUCCAAGGCAAUUCCCUUACUAAACACACCACAAUCCAUCUUAUUUGUGGACUUACACCUAGCCCCAGGGCAGAGCCGGGCGUAUGAGUACACCUUCCGUCUACCUAAAGGGCUCCCACCAACCCACAAGGGCAAGGCUAUCAAAGUGUCAUACAGCUUGGUGAUCGGAACGCAACGGGUUGGCGGGGCUCGAGAGCAACAUGUUCGGUCUGUCGAAGUACCCUUCCGAGUGCUUGGAGGUGUUAAUAGCGUCGGGGAGAUUCUGGGUCACGAUCUAAUGAAUCCCUACGUUUUACUUCGAGACGAGGCCAAGGUUGAGACUCUGGGCGAAAAACCCAAGUCUCACAAGAGCAAAGCGCCUUCCCGGACUCCGGCAACAAUGAAUGACUUUUCAAUGUACGUGGAUGAACUAGUUGCCCGAGCAGGGGAUCACUCCCGGGGUCUCUUGUCACCAUCCGCAAUUGGAGGAUCACGGCGCCCUUCAAUCCUGGCCGAGGAGUCUGAAUCUCGAGAGGCCAUCGACCUAGCAAUACUGAGAAGCAACAUGACCACCCCAGGUCAGCAGAGCCCCAACCGGUUUGAGAUCUCCCGCAACGGAUUGAGAGUUGGGGUCGUAAUGUUGGCUCGGCCAUCAUACAGACUCGGAGAGAUGGUCACGAUGGUAAUCGAUCUAGUCGACACAGACAUCUCAUGUUACGCAAUUCACAUGAGCCUUGAGACGUCCGAAAAGGUGGACGCCUCGCUAGCGGUUCGAUCAGAAUCCAGCAUUCAACGAGUCACCCGAAAGGUCUAUGCUACUUCGUCUGACUCGGCCCUCUACUCUCGACGCGUAGUGUUCACACCUACAAUCCCUAUUACUGCGACGCCGGAGUUUAUCACGAGCGGCGUAGGUUUUGAGUGGAAGAUUAGAGUAGAGUUUGUUGUCCCAUCCCGAGACGAGAAUAGUCUGGACCCCGGACAGCAAAAGCACCACCCGUUAUUAGAGAAGAUUUCACAGGAUGAUCGAGGCGGACUACUGCUUGCUGCGGUUGAGAAUCUAGCAUGCGAGAGUUUUGAUGUCCUGGUGCCACUUAGAGUAUACGGAGCUGUCGGGACUGGGUUGGAGCGGCUGGAGCGGGACGAGGCGUCCGAGGAAGGACUGGCAGUUUAG
Molecule: messenger RNA, 2508 nt
Organism: Clonostachys solani
Lineage: Eukaryota; Fungi; Ascomycota; Sordariomycetes; Hypocreales; Bionectriaceae
Source: the annotation of a GenBank genome assembly